AUGGCUUGUUGCAGAAGGGUGGAUGACACCAUGGCUCUUCGAUGGAAUGAGUUUUUGCCAAGUGUCACGUCAUCACCAGAAGGAGAUAAUGGCCGGAAAGAGAAGACUAAGAGGGGGUGUGAUCGGGAUAGAACCCAAGUGCAGUUCAUGUCUGUGAAGCUAAAGAAAUAUCUCAGUGCCGAGAAUGGUGGUGGAGCCACUAUGGUGACUAAUCGCACGGACGCCUCCGGCUGGGAAACUUUUAAGUAUGUGGGAAUUAGUACAAGAGGCCAGAGAAUAAGAGCUGUAGCACAUUCAAACCAACCCGGUACGUCAGAAACGUUUCAGAUUGUAAGGAACGGCAAUGAUCCCAAGCGAAUCCGUAAUUUCCGCAUCCGAGCACCAAAUGGCCAGUUUUUACCGCAGACUAAAACAGAGACAUUGGUGACUGCCGAUUUUCAAGGUGAUCAAGGUUGGGGAGAUGACAAUCCUUCUGUGUUUGAGAUGAAGAUUGUACACACCAUGCAAGGUGAAUUCCAAUUGACAUAUGGCUAUAGUCCUGACAGAGCACCUCAAAUUAUGAGAGACCACUGGAGCACUUACAUUGUGGAAGAGGAUUUCAAGUUCAUGUCUCAAAAUGGUCUAAAUGCAGUGAGGAUUCCAGUCGGAUGGUGGAUAGCAAGUGAUCCACCACCCAAGCAUUUUGUUGGUGGGUCUAUACAAGCUCUGGAUAAUGCUUUUAGAUGGGCACAGACAUACAGUAUGAAGAUUAGAGUUGAUCUGCAUGCAGUUCCUGGCUCGCAGAAUGGCAACGACCACAGUGGUACAAGAGAUGGAUAUCAGGAAUGGGGAGCCUCCAACAUACAGGAUUGUGUUAAUGUCAUAGACUUCUUAGCAUCUAGGUUCAAGAAAUUAACCUUCCAUAGAACUUCCUUACAAUAUACUGCAACAUAA
Macadamia integrifolia is the source of this 933-nucleotide messenger RNA. RefSeq lists its product as uncharacterized. Gene Ontology annotation, cellular component: actin cytoskeleton; cytoplasm. NCBI's taxonomy places the organism in Eukaryota, Viridiplantae, Streptophyta, Magnoliopsida, Proteales, Proteaceae. The record is from RefSeq and is a predicted model, not a curated record. Gene Ontology annotation, molecular function: actin filament binding; hydrolase activity, hydrolyzing O-glycosyl compounds. Gene Ontology annotation, biological process: establishment or maintenance of cell polarity; cell migration; actin filament bundle assembly. The transcript has 6 exons. Bases 1 to 933 code for a protein of 310 amino acids.